UGCUUCGGGACGUCUCCAAGUAUAUCGUCAAGUAUAGAUUCGAUAAUAACUCUACGCAAUCCCAGUGGCAAGGCUCAACCCUGCCUGGUCCUGUACUUGAUAUAGAACCAUUUGUUGUGCCAGGAGAUGUUUUCGAUCCCCUCAGUGAAGUAUAUGACUUGCAGCCAGCUUGGGCAUACGCAAAUCAUGUCUAUACACUCCAAGAGAUGCUAGAUAAUGGGGCUUGCCAAACCCUCGGGAAGUCUUUCCACUGGGGCUUUUCGUACAUUCAGCUCUUUAUUCUUAUCCUUGUACUCAUCCUAUGGACUGGCUGUACAUGCUUAUUUCAGUACUAUACACGUCGUUUCCCGACACUGGAAGACCAGCCAGAAAGACCUCGAGGCCUAAGAGCUAUACUGUUACUCGCCAGAGCCGCUGACGAUGAGUUAAAAGCAAACGGGAUUAAUCCUCACAGCCUAACGGAUAAACAUCUGAAGCGGCAAGUUUACAAAAGCUUAAAAGGUGGCGCAACAUCUUUUGGGUUCCCCCUGAGAAAGAAAAGUGCCCGGAGCAGUAUCUCUGAAUGGAUGAAAAGAGAUCUGCCGUGGGUGAUCAGUGCUAUAGCGUUGGCGGUGGCACUUUCUCUAUGGAUGGUGGUAUUUAUACUCCCUCCACUUUUGUUCUUCCCACUAUCUUUGGCAAUAUUUUGGGCAUAUUUCAUAGGGACGACAAUCAAGAGCAGGUUUCUCCUUGCGCUUUGUUUAUUAACCCUCGACUCUAUAGUGCUCGUACUAAUUAUGUAUUUUCUUCGAGGGGCUUUCUAAAAUCCAGAGCUUAAUGUUCGUAUUAAAACAACAAUAAUAAUCAUUUGGAGGCACAGGAAUACAGUGCCGGUCGCAUGCUCCUUGGGAAUCGAUUACUAUAUGAAGCGAGGGGAAGGCAUACGUAAAUAUAAGGCGAAAGCAUCAUUAAUGUCACAAGAUAUAGACAAAGGACGUAUUCUGUAUAUAGCUAUAGUGUCAGUAGUAUAGAGGAUAGUUGUGGGGCUCGGGCAUGAGUUAUUUACACCCUAUAUCUGAGAUCGUGACAAUUGUCGUUGGGGCAGAAGGAAGAGGCGCAGCACCCUGAAACCCUUGUUGACUAAUAGGGCUGCACCGCCACACUGAGAGUGAGAAUGUGACUGUUAUAUUCCUCUGU
Xylaria bambusicola is the source of this 1176-nucleotide messenger RNA. RefSeq lists its product as uncharacterized. The transcript has 3 exons. NCBI's taxonomy places the organism in Eukaryota, Fungi, Ascomycota, Sordariomycetes, Xylariales, Xylariaceae. Bases 207 to 803 code for a protein of 198 amino acids. The record is from RefSeq and is a predicted model, not a curated record.